ACUGAGCUGCGUCCGUUUAUCUGAAAAAAACAUUUGUCACCACGCGUAGUUUUCAGCUGAGUGUUAUUGGAGAUGAGUUUUGCAACGUGUCUGUUCUGCCGAGCAGGACGAGAAGAAACAGUCUGUAGCGAGUUCUUCAGCAAGUUUGGGCAGGACCGGAGUGAGGAGCAGCUGGGCUGAUCUUGACGUUUGGGCUGUGGCUCCUCCUCCAGCAGCAAGAAGUUUGACUCCGCAGAAGGAGCAGCAGGAGCUUUAUCACAGCCACCAUGGCAGACAAUAAGAUGGGUCCAAACAUCCAGGCUGGAGCCGGAUUCUUCGCUAAACGGGUCCAGAAGUCCUUGAAUCGAGCUCAGGAGAAGGUCCUUCAGAAACUAGGAAAAACCUUUGAGACCAAGGACGAGCAGUUUGAGCAGUGCUCCCACAACCUCAACAAACAGCAGACUGAUGGCAACAGGUUGUCCAAAGACGUCAAAGCCUACUACACUGCAGUGAAAACCAUGCACGAGACGUCCAAGAGGUUGUCCCUGACGUUAAGAGACGUCUAUGAAUCGGACUGGGAUGGAGUGGAGGAUCUGGUUGUUAUUACAGAAAGUCAAGACUUGCUGUGGAAUGACUACGAAGAGAAACUGAGUGACCAGAUUGUUCGCACAAUGGAGAACUACACCAGCCAGUUCCCUGAAGUCAAGGAACGAGUUGCUAAACGUGGGCGCAAACUGGUGGACUACGAUUCAGCUCGGCACCAUCUGGAGGCGCUACAGAGUGCUAAGAAAAAGGAUGAAGCCAAAAUAACAAAGGCGGAAGAAGAGUUCAACAAAACACAGAAUGUCUUUGAGGAGAUAAAUAAUGAGCUGCGAGAGGAGCUGCCUGUUCUCUAUCAGAGCCGGAUCGGCUGCUAUGUGACGGUGUUCCAAAACAUCUCAAACUUGAGGGAUGUCUUCUAUAAGGAGAUGAGCGUGCUGAACCACGAUCUGUACAAUGUGAUGAAGAAACUAGAAACUCAGCACUCAGGAAAAGCGUUUAUCAUCAAAGGCCUGAACAGCACCAAGUCAAAGAACAGGCGGUCCCUGGUUAUCUCCAACCCCAUCCCCUGCAAUACAGCCUUCCCAGCCGACCACGUCUCCAUGUCCCCCACCCAAACCAGUAAAGAUGCUGAGCCAACGUCCCCGGUACUGAAAACUCAAAGUAUCCCUGAAGAAACCAACGAACCAAAAGACAGUGAGGUUCCAUCCAAAGACAGCACCUCGUCAGACUCUGAUGAGGUCAGCUCUGCUGGCACACACACGCCCAAAACACAGUCGAUGUGCGACAGUGAGAGUCAAAGUCAAGAGGAGGCGGAGGCGGCACUUGAAACAAACCAGUGUGAUGAUGCUGAGGUGGAAGUCCAGCAGUCAGAGACUGUAAGCCAUGAAGAUUCCGGUCUGUCUGAUUCUGCAGAGAGUGAGAUGCCACAGAGUCUUGAUUAUGAAAAUGUAACUGAACCACCACUGGAGGAGGUGAAGCCCAAACCUGCCCCAGUUCCCGCUCCUCGUCUGUCAUUCCGCUCCAAAGACAGACGCACCAUCACCCCGACUGAGGAGCGGCAGCAAACCGCAGCUGAACCUGGAGAUGAGUCUAGUUCUGAUGACCCACCUGGCUUCCUUUACAAGGCGGUGGCGCUAGAGAGCCAUGAAGCAACUGAAGACUGUUUAUUGGCGUUUCAAGAAGGAGACAUCAUCCUGGUUCUUUCUGACAGUUGUGAGGAAGGCGUGGUGAAGGGGAUCAGGGAGGACAGCUGGAAGCAGUACAUGGAUGUGGAAAGUCACUCUGGGACCUUCUUGGAAAAACUCAUCCAGCCUGUUCAGGCAGAGUGACGCAAUCCUGGACCUCUCCCUCGCUCUGGUUUCUGGCUCAGAUGGCCCAGAUGCCCCUUGUGGUUUCUCACGUGCUCUGAUGUUGUAACUUGUGUCGCACAAGUGGUGACUGAGUCUGAAAGUAUUUUGAUACAAGAAACUUAGAUUGUGAAAUUUUACAGUAUUUUUUUGUGUGUAUUUUUACCAUUUUAAAGUCUUCCUAUAAGAUACUGUGAAACCUUGUUGUUUAACUGCUGAUGUUUUAUAAAAUGAAUAAAGUUCUGAUUAAA
Molecule: messenger RNA, 2119 nt
Organism: Thalassophryne amazonica
Lineage: Eukaryota; Metazoa; Chordata; Actinopteri; Batrachoidiformes; Batrachoididae
Gene: bin2b
Product: bridging integrator 2b
Exons: 12
Coding region: 267-1850 (527 amino acids)
Biological process (GO): podosome assembly; plasma membrane tubulation; phagocytosis, engulfment
Cellular component (GO): plasma membrane; podosome; cytoplasm
Molecular function (GO): phospholipid binding; protein binding
Source: RefSeq, a predicted model, not a curated record